Messenger RNA from Chondrus crispus (carragheen), 660 nucleotides. RefSeq lists its product as hypothetical. Bases 1 to 660 code for a protein of 219 amino acids. Gene Ontology annotation, cellular component: ribosome. The transcript has a single exon. Gene Ontology annotation, biological process: cytoplasmic translation. The record is from RefSeq and is a predicted model, not a curated record. NCBI's taxonomy places the organism in Eukaryota, Rhodophyta, Florideophyceae, Gigartinales, Gigartinaceae. Gene Ontology annotation, molecular function: structural constituent of ribosome; rRNA binding.
AUGUCCGCCUCCUCAAAAUUGCUCCCAGGGCCUAUAUCGCUCCGCCAAUUCUACAAAUACCUCGGCCGGUUCGCCCGCUAUUCUCCCUCCUCGACACGCGCUGUUCCCCCCUCAAAACGCAUCCGUGCCCCGAUCGAGCCCGGCGUUGGCAUCUUCUUCUACCCUCCAGACUCGUGGACGAAGACGCACGCACUAGCGGCCGGCCCACUCGGACAAACCGAGGAGACUAUCCACCCCUCCAAGUUCCAGAUCUCGCGUCCGAUCACUGCGCCAGACGGCAAAUACACGCCAGAGCUUCAAUAUUGGGGCGUCGGUGGUGCAGUGCAGGUGACGAAAAGCUUAAUUAGUGGUGUGGAGCAAGGGUUUGCGGUGGCGCUGGAGCUGCACGGCGUUGGUUAUAGGGCCGAGGCGGACGAAGAGAGGAACAAGCUCGUCAUGAGGCUGGGGUACUCGCAUGUCGUCGAGUUUCCGCUCAAUGAGAACGAUGUGUUUUUUACCGUGAUCAAUCCGCAGCUCGUGCAGGUAGCAGGGAUUAAUCGUGCAGACGUGCAUCAAAUGGCGGCGAAGGUUCGUAAGGCGAGACCCCCAGAGCCUUAUAAGGGCAAGGGAGUGCGAUACAAGAAUGAGCCCGUCAGGAGAAAGGAAGCAAAGAAAGACUAG